Molecule: messenger RNA, 1671 nt
Organism: Parathielavia appendiculata
Lineage: Eukaryota; Fungi; Ascomycota; Sordariomycetes; Sordariales; Chaetomiaceae
Product: small subunit of carbamoyl phosphate synthase
Exons: 2
Coding region: 100-1476 (458 amino acids)
Biological process (GO): 'de novo' pyrimidine nucleobase biosynthetic process; L-glutamine metabolic process; L-arginine biosynthetic process
Cellular component (GO): cytoplasm; carbamoyl-phosphate synthase complex
Molecular function (GO): carbamoyl-phosphate synthase (glutamine-hydrolyzing) activity
Source: RefSeq, a predicted model, not a curated record
AGACCAUCUGUGGAGAGCACUGUCAGCUUAAGGCACCAACCUCUCUAUACUAAAGCCUGAUACACUUCUUUCACCUUUACCCCAACAUCUCCAGACAAGAUGUUCACCCCCCUAGCCCUCCGCCUUCCGUCUACCUUGGGCCGUGCUGCCGCCAGGGUUUCUCUCCGCCUCCCAGCCCAGGCUCGUCUCCUGAGCAGGCUGACGGUGAACGGCAGCAAGGGCAGAGCUAUGCCUGCUACCAACACGAGGGCCACUGCCGCUGCGCCUGGCGUUGAGGCCACCUUUACCAUCAGGGAUGGCCCUGUGUUUCACGGCAAGGCUUUCGGCGCCAACUCCAACAUUUCCGGCGAGGCUGUCUUCACCACCUCGCUCGUGGGGUAUCCCGAGUCCAUGACGGACCCCUCGUACCGUGGCCAGAUCCUGGUCUUCACCCAGCCCCUCAUUGGCAACUACGGUGUGCCCUCGAAUGAGCGCGACGAGUACAACCUGCUCAAGUACUUUGAGUCCCCCCACAUUCAGUGCGCCGGUGUUGUCGUUGCCGACGUGGCCGAGAGAUACAGCCACUGGACGGCUGUUGAGAGCCUGGGCGAGUGGUGCGCUCGUGAGGGCGUGCCCCUCAUUUCUGGCGUGGAUACCCGCGCGAUUGUCACAUACCUGCGUGAGCAGGGGUCUUCGCUCGCCAGGAUCUCGAUCGGCGACGAGUACGAUGCCGACGAGGACGAGGGCUUUGUUGACCCCGGUGCCAUCAACCUGGUCAAGCGUGUGAGCACUAAGGCUCCGUUCGUCGUUGCUAACCCCAACGCGAACUUCCACGUUGCUCUGAUCGACUGCGGCGUCAAGGAGAACAUCCUGCGCAGCUUGGUCAGCCGUGGUGCCUCGGUCACCGUGUUCCCCUACAAUUACCCCAUCCACAAGGUUGCCGACAACUUUGAUGGAAUCUUCAUCUCCAACGGUCCAGGUGACCCGACUCACUGCCAGGAGACCGUCUACAACCUGGCCCGUCUCAUGGAGACGUCGUCGGUCCCUAUCAUGGGUAUCUGUCUCGGCCACCAGCUCCUCGCCCUGGCCGUUGGCGCGCAGACUAUCAAGCUCAAAUACGGCAACCGCGCCCACAACAUCCCCGCCCUCGACCUGACCACUGGCCAGUGCCACAUCACCAGCCAGAACCAUGGCUACGCCGUCGAUGCCAGCACCCUGCCCAGCGAAUUCAAGGAAUACUUUGUGAACCUCAACGACGGCAGCAACGAGGGCAUGAUGCACAAGACCCGUCCCAUCUUCUCGACCCAGUUCCACCCCGAGGCCAAAGGUGGUCCGAUGGACAGCGCCUACCUGUUCGACAAGUACCUGGAGAACGUCCAGAUGUACAAGAACAGCGCAAAGGUCUAUCGUGACAACAGGCCGUCGCAGCUGAUGAUUGACAUCCUCAGCAAGGAGCGCGUCGGUGUCGAGCCCUCGCCUCUGGCUGCAAACGCUUGAGCUUUUUGGUCCUGGUUCCGUGGCAUGGCUUGGUUUUCGGGUUUCUAGGGUAGCGUUGCUUUUUCAUUUGGUGGUUUCGUAAGGUUUAUAAUUGGAGUAUGGGCGGGCCUUGGGUCGUCUGGAUGAAUCGUUAUUGGGUGGACAUGUCUCCAGACCCUCAGAUACAUCGUGAAAAAGUACUUUGUUCUGCGUCCU